AUGCUCCCACCACCCGUUCCAUCAUCUGCCGAAUCGAACUCGUCCAGCUCGAGCCGCACAAGGAAGCAAAGUGACGCCAAAAGCAUACUUGCGUCUAGCACAGCGUCAGCGUCACGCUUCUCGAGGAGGACUAAGCAAGAGAUUUUUGAGCGGAAUGGAGGCAUGAAAUGCUGGCAUUACGGUCGGUCAGCGCCAGAUAUUGCUCGUGUGAUAGGCAAGAGGGACAACUCGCUCAGCCACGAUACUGCCUCCGGUCUCUUGACCUUUGAUCGUCUCGGAGAUGAGCAAAACGGUCUUCCUCUCUGUCCCUCGUGCCACCGAGCGCUUGACGAUAUCAACCAACCGGGCUUCGUUUUCAUUUUUACGGAGCUAGAAUUUUUCAUCGAUUUUGAGCGCCAGGACUAUCAGAAUCGAAUUGAUACUGCGCAACAGCAAGGAGAUAUUCCUCCACGAAUGGUUCCCACACCACAGAUGUAUUCAGAAUAUCUCAAGAGACAAGAGCUCGUGUCUUCUCACGCGGUCGGCGGCCUAUACCGGCGGUAUACCAUGCAGGACUUCUUCCCCGACUGUUGUGUCAUCCCAGGGUCGGAUCAUUUCAAAGAGCCAGGUCUUUGGUGUGGUGCACCGAUGGCCGCCCUCAGACGUAUCUUCCAAAUCAUCGGUGACCGAAUUCCGGAAUCCCAACUGGACCAACUAUGGACGCUACACAAGCUCUACGCCCGAGAGGUCACCCACAUGAAGCUACAUGAUUCUACGCAACAAAGUGCAGAGCAGAUUGAAGGAGGACUGAGAGACAGCGGAACUCCCUCCAGUUCCCAAACCGUCGCACCUGUGCAUGCCAACUCAGGAAUAGUUCCUCCAAGAGGUUAUAACAAUGGGAAUAAUACUCCGAUACCCGAUGCUGGCGCGAGAGGCGCAAUGGCAAAGCUAGCGAGAUGUGAUUCGACACAGGUUGGCGACACACACACACACACACAAGCCCUGGGCUUCUGA
Messenger RNA from Fonsecaea monophora, 993 nucleotides. RefSeq names its product chaperone DnaK. The transcript has 2 exons. Bases 1 to 993 code for a protein of 330 amino acids. The record is from RefSeq and is a predicted model, not a curated record. Lineage: Eukaryota; Fungi; Ascomycota; Eurotiomycetes; Chaetothyriales; Herpotrichiellaceae.